UCUCAGCAUCUUUGCCACACAUGAAUUUGAUGCUGUUUGGGAGGAAAGAAAUCCAAAGGACAUCCAUCGGCAACAUCAUACUAUCACAGUCUUACCCAAAGCUGAAUUUCAGUUCAAACUUUUUGAGGAGGCAAGCUGAAGUAUGUGGAUAUGCAGUCUCUCUGGUUGAAGUGCCAAGUCUUGCCACAACGCCUCUCUCACUAAACGUGCUGUUAAAGAAAUGCCACCAUUCCAUCUCUCAGUGUGCACCUGGGAUCAAUGCUUUCCUACUCGCUCUGCCUGGGGGUCACUUUACUGAUGAAGACAAAGAGGAGUUACAGAUUAUUCAAUCCAUUUUUGGUCCCGAUGUGAAAGACUACAUUAUGAUACUCUACACAAAUGUGUCAUGUCCUAAAGUACAGGAUAGUCUGCAAGAGAAAAAACAUCUAGAGCACCAAUUUCAUAAAGGUUGCUUUGUGCUUAGCCAGGAGGGUGGGCGUGAGGAGAUAUCUGAAAUGCUCAAGAAGAUUAAGGGCAAAUCAGACAAAUGUUUCACCACUGAUAUGUUUGUGGAGGCUCAAAUAGAGGAGAGAGACACGGAAAAAAAGAAAAAUGAACAGUUGAUGAAGCAGCUCAACAGCUCAGCAGUCCAGAAUCCAGACAGCACCCAAGAUUGUGUCAGGAUCGUGCUGAUUGGAAAAACAGGAGUUGGGAAGAGUGCAACAGCAAACACCAUUCUGGGGAAAGAUGCGUUUAAAUGUGGACAUUGGAGCACAUCAGAGACGACCUGUUGUCAGAAAGACACAGCACAAGUAAAUGGCCGAUCUGUUGCUGUUGUGGACACACCAGGGCUGUUUGAUACAGAAGUCUCAAAUGAAGAUGUCAAGAAAGAAAUUCUGAAGUGUUUCAGCUUGCUGGCCCCUGGACCCCAUGUGUUCUUGCUGUUUCUUUCAAUUGGUACCAGGAUGACACAGGAGGAAAAGGAGACGUUGAAUCUCAUCAAAGAUACCUUUGGGACCGGGGCAGAAAAGUUUACCAUUACCCUUUUCACAAAAGGGGAUAAUCUAAAAUCUUCAAUUGCGCAGUACAUUGAAAAAGGUGAUCGUUCAAUUAAACUACUAAUAUCUGAAUGUGAAGGACGGUAUCACGUGUUCAAUAACGAAGAAAAAGGGAAUUGCAAACAGGUGACUGAGCUGAUGGAAAAAAUUGACAGGAUGGUUGAGAAUAACGGUGGGGGUUGUUACACCAACGAGAUGUUCCAAAUGGCAGAAACUGCAAUUAAAGAGAAGUUUGAAAAAAUUAUGAUAGAGAGGGAGUUGGAAAUUAAGAGGGAGAAGGAACAGCUUCAAGCCAAAUUUGAUGAGGAAAUAAGAGCAAUGAAGGACGAAAAGACAAGGGAAGUACAGAGGGAAAGAGAAGAGAGAGAGAAGCUGCUGAGAGAAAAAGAGGAGUAUAUCAUCACGGAACGUCAAAGAAGAAAUGAGAGAGAGAGGAAGGAAAGGGAAGAGAGAGAAGCAGAUGAUAAAAAGAGGAGAGAUGAAGAAGAGAUCCAAAGACGGUUAUGGACUAGAACCUUAGAGGAAGUUGAGCAAAAGCACAAGGAACAGAAAGAAGUGUGGGAGAUGGAGCACAAAAAACAACUGGAAAAAGAGAAAGAGAGGGCAGCAAAAGAACACGAGGAAUGGCUUGAAAGGCAAAGAAAAGAGAGAUCUGAAUUUGAGAGAAGACAAGAAGCAGAAAGAAAGAGAAGGGAUGAAGAAGAGAGGUCUAGGAAGGAGAACGAGGAACUGGAGAGACAGAAGUUAGAGGCUAGAGUGAAGGACGCUGAAAAGCUGACUGAGGAGAUUCGCAAGGAGAGAAUGAAACAGUUGAGGGAGUGGGAAGAUGAACGAAUGAAAGAAAAACAAAAUGAGCGAAAGGAGAGAGAGGAGUGGGAAAAGUUGCAACAGAAAAUGAAAGAAGACUUUGUAAACGAAAAGGAAAGAGAAAGAAAAGAGAGGGACUCUAAAGAAGAAGCGCAAAGAGAACAAGAAAGGAAAGAAAGGGAGAGAAUUGAGAACAAACAUGCAGAAAAGAUAGAAGACAUGAAGCAUGCUUGGGAAAAGCAAGAAAAGGAAUGGACUAAAGCAAGAAAAGAAGAAACAGAAAGAAGGCAGAAAGAGGAUGAGGAGAGUCGGAGGAAGAUCAGAGAGCUUCAGGAAGAAUUUGAAAGAGAAAAGGAAGAGGAAAAGAAAAGGAGAAAGAAAGAGGAUGAAGACAGAGAGGAAGAGCACAAGAGAAAGUUAAAGGAAAUGGAAGAACAGAAUCAAAAGGAAAUUGAGAUGUUGAUCAAGAAAUAUGAGGACGAGGCCCGAAAGAAAGCAGAGGAAAAGAAUGGAUUCUUAGAAAAAUUCAAAGCACCAAUUGAAGCUUUACAGAAGUGUGUUCUGCUUUAAAUGUUUUACGGUGCAAACCCAUGACACCGUAACAAGCAACACGAUAUUCUAAAUCCCAUGCAUUUCAACGGGAGUCAAUCCAUUGUGACGUAGACCACUGUUUUGGGCGACGCGACUGAAAACAUUUGGAAAAAGUUGAAUCCUAUGCAAAUGAGGAGCGAUUUUCUCCGGCAGCAGCCAAUCAGAUUGUUUGUCUCUGGUGUUGUCUCUGGCGGUUUGAAAAUUGCAGGACUGUGGCGUCCUUUGGUUGUUUAAUUUGCUAAAAAGAAAGGCUUGGAUGGCCUUGUAAGGGCUUGUUGUUGUUCCUAAUAUGUUAUAUAUUUAAU
Molecule: messenger RNA, 2740 nt
Organism: Clupea harengus (Atlantic herring)
Lineage: Eukaryota; Metazoa; Chordata; Actinopteri; Clupeiformes; Clupeidae
Product: trichohyalin-like
Exons: 2
Coding region: 21-2414 (797 amino acids)
Molecular function (GO): GTP binding
Source: RefSeq, a predicted model, not a curated record